This is a messenger RNA of Penicillium subrubescens, 6672 nucleotides long. RefSeq names its product type I polyketide synthase. The record is from RefSeq and is a predicted model, not a curated record. NCBI's taxonomy places the organism in Eukaryota, Fungi, Ascomycota, Eurotiomycetes, Eurotiales, Aspergillaceae. Gene Ontology annotation, biological process: fatty acid biosynthetic process; secondary metabolite biosynthetic process. The coding region runs from base 1 to 6672 and encodes 2223 amino acids. Gene Ontology annotation, molecular function: 3-oxoacyl-[acyl-carrier-protein] synthase activity; oxidoreductase activity; fatty acid synthase activity. The transcript is spliced from 5 exons.
AUGAAUGGCACGGCCGAGCCCAAUGGCGCACCGUGCAACGGGGAACCCCAGAUCCCGCAGCCAAUUGCCAUCAUUGGGUAUGCCUGUCGACUAUCCGGCCAGGUUUCCUCCCCCGGUGACUUAUGGGAGCUUUGUACAAGAGCCCGAAGCGGCUGGGUGCCCAUCCCCAAGGACCGGUUUUCGCAUGGCGCCUACCAUCACCCUAAUCCUUCGAAGCCUGGUACUCUCAACCCCGCGGGCGGUUACUUUCUAGAUGAGGACGUUUCCCGUUUCGAUGCACCCUUUUUCAAUGUCACCGUGCAAGAGGCGAUUUCUAUGGACCCUCAGCAGCGCAUGCUUCUGGAGUGCUCCUACGAAGCUUUGGAGAGUGCUGGCAUUCCCAAGGAGUCUCUCGCAGGUCGCGAUGUCGGCGUCUUUGUUGGUGGCAAUUUCUCAGAUUAUGAGCUCAAUAAUUGCCGGGAUAUUGAAACCGUUCCUCCUUUUCAAGCUACUGGCAAUGCAAAUGCCAUGCAAUCCAAUCGGAUUUCAUACUACUUCGACCUAGCAGGUCCUAGUAUGACAUUCGAUACGGCCUGUUCGUCUUCCCUAGUGGCCUUGCAUUAUGCCGUUCAGAGCUUGAGGAGUGGUGAAUCAAAGGAGGCGCUGGUUGGCGGAUGCAGAUUGAAUCUACUUCCUGACUUUUUCGUUUCUAUGUCCAUGUCACAAUUGUUUAACGACGAGGGGAAAACAUAUGCUUUUGACGAAAGAGCCAAGUCCGGCUUCGCGCGCGGUGAGGGCGCCGGCGUUGUGCUCCUCAAGCCUCUCGACGCUGCGAUUCGCGACAAAGACCCUAUCCGGGCGGUAAUUGCUAAUUCUGGAGUGAACCAAGACGGGAGAACCAAGGGUAUCACUUUGCCAAACGAACAUGCACAGGAGCAAUUGAUCCGUCGUGUAUACCGUGAAGCCCACCUUAACCCGGAAGACUGCGGCUUUGCAGAGAUGCACGGUACAGGCACGAAAGCCGGAGAUCCCAUCGAGGCACGAGCGGUGCAUGCAGCCCUUGGAGGAGGUCGGACAGCCCGGAACCCGCUUUACAUCGGAUCAGUCAAGUCCAACAUUGGCCACUUGGAAGGUGCCAGCGGCAUCGCUUCCAUUAUCAAGACGGCCAUGAUCCUUGACAAGGGAUUGCUGCUACCAAAUGCCGACUUCAAGAAGCCCAAUCCGAAUAUCCCAUUGACAGAGUGGAAUAUGAAGGUUGUCACCAGUACUCGUCCUUUUCCACGGGGCAAGAAGUACGCCAGUGUCUCCAACUAUGGCUUUGGAGGAACCAAUGCACACGUCGUUCUCCAAAGACCGCCUCCACCAGAUCGGGCGGAGGAUGAUGCAGGCGUGGAGGGAGAUCCAAAGAGCAGGUUGUUCUUGAUCUCGGCCAAUGAUAAGGAAUCUCUCCGAACGAGAAUCCAAGACUUUGGAAUCUACUUCGAGCAGCGGCCAGAAGUGUUCGAGAACUCCCUCUUCGGCAACUUUGCGCAUACCCUCGGAACCAAGUUGUCCCAUCUUUCGUAUCGUGUUGCUUUGUCUGCAUCUUCGUUGGACGAACUGGGUGUCAAGAUGGCGCAACUGAAAGCCAAUCCUAUACGAGUACUUGGAACCCCCACAGUCGCCUUUGUUUUCACUGGACAGGGUGCUCAAUGGGCCCAGAUGGGUAUUCCCCUCAUGGGUGAAUAUCCCGUCUUUUCAAAGGCUAUUGAACGCGCAGACAAAUGUCUUCGUGACCUGGGGGCGGAAUUCUCCCUGGUUGAAGAGCUACAGAAGGAGGCUGCAGUCUCCGAUAUCAACUCUCCCCAUCUGAGCCAACCUGCUUGCACAGCUCUCCAGAUUGCACUCACCGAUCUUCUCCGUUCAUGGGGUAUCCAGCCCUCUUCAGUCGUGGGUCACAGCUCCGGUGAGAUCGGUGCUGCCUACGCCGCUGGCAUUUUUGACUUGGAGGGAGCCAUGGCGCUUGCCUACCGUCGUGGCCAGAUGACCUCGUUGCUGAAGAGCUCUUACCCUCUCCUGAAGGGUACAAUGAUUGCCGUUGGAGCCAGUUCCGAUGCUAUCAAGCCAAUGCUCAAGACCAUGCGCGGCUAUGCCACGGUGGCGUGUGUGAAUAGUCCCUCCAGUGUGACUGUUUCCGGAGACGCAGACGCGAUCGAUGAGCUCGAGACUGUCCUACAGCAGAGGCAGCUCUUUAAUCGAAAGCUGAAGAUCGAUGUUGCCUACCAUUCAGACCACAUGAAGAAGGUGGCAGAGGCAUAUCUCUCUGCUAUUGGUUCCAUCUUGCCCUCUUCGUCCGCAACCGCGACAUUCUUUUCGUCUGUCACUGGUGAGAUCGCCGAACCAUCUGAUCUAGCUCCAUCAUACUGGGUGGCCAAUUUGACUUCUCCCGUGUUGUUUGCCAACGCACUGGCCAAGAUGUGUAACGACGUAGAGAAGCGUCCCAACCUCCUUCUUGAGCUUGGUCCCCACUCCGCCCUCAAGGGUCCAAUUCUGGACACUUUGAAGAGCCUGGGCUCAUUCGCCUCCAAGAUUAGUUAUGCCCCUACCGUGCUCCGCAAUGCCGAUCCGGCCCAGUCUAUGCUGGAUGCUGCAGGUGCCGUAUAUGUGCGCGGUGGAAGCCUCAACAUCACAGAAGUCAACUUCCCCGUGAGCGGUGCCCGUAAUCGAUCUUUCUUGCGCGACUUGCCCAAGUACCCCUGGCAGCAUGGAACACGGUACUGGCAUGAAAGUCGCAUCGCAGACGUACACAGAUUCCGCGAUGGAAAGCGAAACGAUGUCCUGGGAACACUGGCUAUGUACUCGAACGAUCUUGAGCCCACAUGGCGCAACAUUGUCCGUCUGGACGAUGUUCCCUGGCUUCGGGAGCACAAGAUGCAGGGUAUGAGUGUUUAUCCAAUGGCUGGAUAUUUGGCUAUGGCCAUUGAAGCUGCACGCCGACGCGCCGAGUCCCAUGAGAAUCCAUUCUCGCAGUUCGAAUUCCGCGAGGUUACCGUUGGUGCUGCACUCGUCCUGACCGACGACGUAGACGCUGAAACUAUCAUCUCCUUGAAGCCUUAUGCUGAAGGUACCCGCGGGAACUCGGAUAUCUGGGAUGAAUUCCGUAUCAGCUCAUGGACAACCAAGCGAGGCUGGACAGUGCACUGCUCAGGCAUGAUUCGCACCCGCUCCAACCAGAAGCAGCAGACAUCAGUCUCCAACAUUGUUGAGACUGAGGGCAAGUACUUCCGCGGCCAGAUUGACAGAGUCAUGGAACAAGCAACAUACAAGAUUGACAUACACAACAUGUACCAAGUCCUUACCGAUAUUGGUGCCGGUUAUGGCCCUUGCUUCCAGGGUCUGGAGAAUGUCUUCUCAAGCCCCCAUUACUCGCGUGGAGACUUGUACGUUCGGGAUACCAAGUCCGUGAUGCCUAAGAAUUUUGAGGCUCCGCUGACCAUUCAUCCCACCUUCUUGGACGCGCUAUUGCAUCUGACCUGGCCUAUUCUCGGCCAAGGCCGUAUGGAACUAGAAACGCUGUACAUGCCGACUAUGCUCAAAAGCUUGAUGAUCUGCGACCAGAUACCCUCUACUCCAGGCGCAUCUGUCAAAGCUUGGUGCAAUGGUGGGCCCUGCCAAGCUAAUGCAGAGCCAACGAAAUUCGAUCUUUGGGUGACAACCGAGGAUUCGACCGAAGUCUUGAUCAACAUCGAAGGUUUGGUCAUGACUCCACUGAAGGACGCGGGCGCUAUUAGUGGUGAAAAUGUCCGUGGCUUGUGCUACAAGUUUGAGUGGAAGUCUCUUGCCGAACUUGAGCAGGAGACUGCUGCGAAAUCCCAAGAGCCCAAUGGUCAUUUCAAUAGCAUGAACGGACAUGCGAAUGAGCCGAAUGGGGGACUCACAAAUGGCGAUGUCCUGAAUGGGUUGACCAAUGGUCAUCUCAGUCCAGAUGAGAAGCCGCAUAUUAAUGGUAAUGGCAUCCAGAAUGGCUGCCACUUGACCGACAUUGUGAUCACACAGUUCGGCAAGUCCGACGGUAUCGCAGACAAACUGAAUGAUGCUAUUCAAAACCAGAGCAAUGACUGGAAGCCCUCUAUCUCCAGCUUCGAUGAGAUCGACGCAACUGGCAAGCACGUUGUCGUCCUCCAGACCGGGGCCCGCUCUCUUCGCAACCUCACUACAGAGUCCUUUGAAGAUAUCAAGAAGACUCUGCUGAACGCUUCCAAUAUUCUUUGGGUGUACCGUCUUGACAACCCAGAUGCUCAGAUGAUCGUCGGUCUUACCCGAAGUCUGCGUGCCGAAACAUUGGCAAAGGCUGCAACUCUCGGUCUCGAAACUGAAGAUCUCGAGAACCCCGCCACUCCCAUCAUGGCUGCUGUCACUUCUCUGUGGUCUGUUGACAAUCCGAAGCCCUGCGAGGACUUUGAGUUCCGGGCUAAGGGCGCCGAGUUGUUCGUCCCACGUGCCUUGACCAACCAAGCCGCAGACGUAUUCGUCCAUAACGAGACUCAUGAGUUGACCAUCUCGUCUCAGCCAUUCCAGCAGCCUGGUCGUCGCUUCAAGCUCCAAAUCGGCAAUCUCGGUGCCCUGGAUACGCUGUACUUUGCGGAUGAUGUGGUCGAGCUAUUGGCUGAUGAUGAUAUCGAGAUUGAGGUCAAGGCCACUGGUCUGAACUUCAAGGAUAUCGUCGUUACAAUGGGUCAACUCGCGCAGCCGUACAUCGGUAUCGAGUGCAGUGGCAUUGUCUCGUCUGUCGGCAAGAAUGUUCAGCACCUUCAGGUCGGCCAGCGAGUCAUGGCCCUGCCGCUGGGUGGUUACUCCACCUAUGCUCGCUGCAAAGCUACCAGUGCUGCCCCUAUCCCCGAAAACAUGUCCUUUGAGGUCGGUGCCACUGUGCCAGUCGUCUUUUGCACAGCUUACUAUGCGCUCUUCGACCUCGGGCAUUUGCAAGAAGGGGAGCGAAUCCUGAUCCACGCCGGUGCUGGUGGUGUCGGACAGGCAGCAAUCAUGCUGGCACAGAUGAUUGGAGCAGAGAUAUUCGUGAGUGUCGGCAGUGUGGAGAAAAAGCAAUUCCUCAUGACCCAGUACGGAAUUCCUGAGGACCACAUUCUCUACAGUCGUGAUACUUCGUUUGGCCGUGGUAUCCGCCGCGCGACGAACAACGAAGGCGUGGAUGUAGUUAUCAACUCACUCGCCGGCGACCUUUUGCGCGAAACUUGGGAAUGUCUAGCUCCAUUCGGCCGAUUCGUUGAGAUUGGCAAGGCUGAUAUCACCAGGAACACUCGCCUGGACAUGCUGCCAUUUGAGUACAACGUCAGCUUUGCUUCUGUCGAUUUAACCAAGGUGGCUCUGCACCGCCCGAAGCUGAUGAAGCGUCUUUUGGAGAAUGUCACGGAGCUAAUGGCCAAGGAAUCUGUGCGGCCUAUCUUGCCGCUGACCACGUACCGCAUCUCUGAGCUGGAGACUGCGUUCCGCACGUUGCAGACCGGUAAGGCGAUGGGUAAGAUCGUGGUUGUUCCUCAUCAGGAUGAUUAUGUCAAGGCUGUUGCACCCAAGACUGGCUCUUCUCUGUUGAAGGCUGAUGCUUCUUAUAUUCUGAUCGGUGGCACUGGUGGUCUGGGACGAAGUAUGGCUAGGUGGAUGUCCUCCAAGGGCGCCAGACACAUUGUUCUGGUUUCUCGGAGUGCAUCAGUGAAUGAACAGGUCCAAGCUCUGAUUAACGAGCUGGCUGUCGAUGGCACACACGUUGUCGUCAAGCCAUGCGAUGUGAGCAGCAAGCCAUCAGUCGAGAAUCUUGUCAAGGAAGAAAUGAAAGAUCUUCCUCCAGUCCGUGGUGUUGUCCAUGGCGCCAUGGUCCUUCGGGAUAUUCUCUUCGAGAAAAUGACUCUGGAUGACUUCCAAGCCGUCAUAGCCAGCAAAGUCGACGGUGCCUGGAACUUGCAUGAAGUUCUCGCCGACUAUCCUCUGGACUUCUUCGUGGCUCUCUCCUCGGUUGCCGGUGUCAUCGGUAACCGUGGUCAAGCAGCCUACGCCGCUGCAAACGUUUUCCUCGAUGGUUUCAUGGAGUACCGGCGCUCAUUGGGCCUCCCGGGUACAUCCAUUGACUUAACUGCCGUCCGGGAUGUCGGGUAUCUCGCCGAAGUCGACAUCAAACGGCAACAAGAAGUACUGAAGAACAUCGGUACAGAUGGCAUGGAUGAAGCGGAGGUGCUCGCACUGCUAGCCGCCGCGAUCACAGGCGACAUUGCAGACUCCUGCUCGGGCCAAUUCAUCGUCGGCCUCGAGCUCAGCACACUAGACCACUUCUGGGCGCAGGACGCCAAGUUCAGUGUUCUCUAUGAGACCGCGAAGGCGGCCCAUGGCUCAGGAACUGCCGGUGGAAGCGGUCCAUCCGCACCGCUGAAUGUGCUCCUUGCCAAUGCGGGCUCCAAGGAGGAGGCGCUACACAUCUGCUAUGAAGCGCUCGCGGUCAAGCUGGCACAGGUACUGGUGAUCUCGCUGGAAGACAUGGAUCCAUCGAUCACAGUGGCCUCGUUGGGUUUGGAUUCACUUGUGGCGAUUGAAAUCCGUAAUUGGAUUGCGCGCGAGGCCAACGCUAAUGUGCAGGUGUUGGAGUUGUUGUCGAGCGGAUCUUUGAUGGCGCUAGCUGAGAUUAUUUUGAAUAAGUCGCAGGUUUGA